GAACAACAGCAUAAAAGAAGUCUAAGUGAAACAAGGUAAAGUCCUCUCCUUUUAUAUUAUUAAACGUCCAAAACUUAACACUAAGUUAAACCCGACAACAAGGGAAAAACACACGCAGGAGCAACAGAAGAUCCAAAGCCAAAACCCAAGAUGAAAAUCACUGUAAUGACGGCAGAUGAACAGAUCCUUAGCUUAGAUGUUGAUCCUCAUGAAACUGUUGAAAAUUUGAAAGCUUUGCUGGAAGUGGAGACUACGGUGCCGCUACAGCAGCAGCAACUGCUGUACAAUGGGAGGGAAAUGAAGAACUUUGAAAAAUUGAGUGCAUUGGGUGUUAAGGAUGAGGAUUUAAUCAUGAUGGUCUCCGGUGCUGCUUCUAGUGCAUCUGCCAAUGAUUUGAGCUUCAAUCCUGAUGGAUCUGCUGUGAACCCUGGAGCUUUCCAGCAACACAUUCGACGUGAUUCUAAUCUAAUUGGACAACUAUUUCAGACUGAUCCUGAAUUUGCACAAGCUGUUGUCGGAAAUGAUCUUAACAAACUGCAGGACCUUCUGCGAGUGCGUCAUCGACAAAGAUCUGAAUUGCGACGACAAGAGGAGGAGGAACUUGCUCUUCUUCAGGCUGAUCCUUUUGAUGUUGAAGCACAAAAGAAAAUUGAAGCUGCCAUUCGUCAGAAAGGGAUUGAUGAGAAUUGGGCUGCUGCCUUGGAAUAUAAUCCUGAAGGUUUUGCAAGGGUGGUUAUGUUGUACGUGGACAUGGAGGUUAAUGGUGUCCCAUUGAAGGCAUUUGUUGAUAGUGGGGCACAGUCAACAAUAAUUUCAAAAAGCUGUGCUGAGCGGUGUGGAUUGCUUAGGCUUUUAGAUCAAAGAUAUAAAGGUAUUGCUCAUGGAGUUGGCCAAUCAGAGAUACUGGGACGAAUACAUGUUGCUCCAAUCAAGAUUGGAAAUAUAUUUUAUCCUUGCUCCUUCUUGGUUCUGGACUCUCCCAAUAUGGAGUUUCUCUUUGGAUUGGAUAUGCUCCGUAAACACCAGUGUAUUAUUGAUUUGAAGGAGAAUGUUCUUAGAGUUGGAGGAGGAGAAGUAUCUGUACCAUUUUUGCAAGAAAAGGACAUACCUUCUCGCUUUCUUGAUGAAGAAAGGUAUUCGAAGCAAGCAUCCAGCUCAGGAGCUACUGCAACAACUGGAAUAACAGAGAAGAAUCCUAGUUUGCAAUCUGGAGGUCAAUCUUCUGGAGGUGUACGAGGUGAUGUGACACAGAGACCUGAUUUUGAAGCCAAAGUUGCAAAGCUUGUUGAGCUGGGGUUUGCAAGACAAAUGGUGAUAGAAGCUCUUAAAUUAAGUGAUGGCAAUGAAGAGCAGGCUGCUGGGAUUCUCUUUGGAGGCUGAAGAAUCACUUGCAAUUUCCAUUUUUAGAAAUAACUUUGAUUUCAAUUAUUAAAUGACAAACUUUUACACAUUGAUAAACCUGUACUUGAUAUCCAUUUGAUUUGAAUUGUUUAUACAUAACUGAGGAAGUGUCGCAAUUCAAAAGAAACUGAAUUUUCAUUGAAAGAAACAUUUUUUUCC
Messenger RNA from Theobroma umbraticum, 1560 nucleotides. RefSeq names its product ubiquitin family protein (gene DDI1). Gene Ontology annotation, biological process: proteolysis. The record is from RefSeq and is a predicted model, not a curated record. NCBI's taxonomy places the organism in Eukaryota, Viridiplantae, Streptophyta, Magnoliopsida, Malvales, Malvaceae. Gene Ontology annotation, molecular function: aspartic-type endopeptidase activity; protein binding.